CUAACGGCGUGCGUGCCGCCGUGGCGUCACUUCCGCAAACAGGAUGGCGCAGGCUUCGGCUCGGUUUCCAUUCUGAUCAAUGGACAAGGAGACUAACUUGUCAAAAAUGGCUGAUUUAACCAAGACAGAAGAACGGCAAGAAGAGAAGAGUUUGGAUGAAGAAGUGGAAAAAACCCCACAUACUUUAGAGGCAGAUUCAGAUAAUCAGUUAUAUUCAGGUGGAGAAGGUGAUAGUUCAACUUCAGGUACAGUGCACUCCACUGAAAAUGACAAAGAAGUUGAUAAUGGUAAUCAGGGUGGCCGAUUAAAAAGGAAGAAGUUAGAUGAUGAAGAUGAACCUCCUCAGAAACUACAUGUGAUAGGCCACGGGCAAGCUGUAGCUGCACAUUAUAAUGAACUUCAAGAAGUUGGAUUGGAAAAACGUAGCCAGUCUCGCAUAUUCUACCUCCGAAACUUUAAUAAUUGGACAAAAAGUGUUCUCAUUGGUGAAUUUAUAGACCGGGUACGACGGAAAAAGAAUGAUAUAGCUGUUUUAGAUCUAGGAUGUGGCAAAGGUGGAGACUUACUGAAAUGGAAAAAAGGAAGAAUUAAGAAACUUGUCUGUACUGAUAUUGCUGACAUUUCAGUGCAGCAGUGCAAGCAGCGAUAUGAAGACAUGAAAGCUCGAUGUCGUUAUAAUGAACAUAUUUUUGAUGCAGAAUUUAUACAAGCAGAUAGUACCAAGGAUCUCUUAUCUUCCAAAUACAAUGAUCCAGAUAUGCGCUUUGACAUUUGCAGCUGUCAAUUUGUUUACCAUUACUCAUUUGAGACAUAUGAGCAGGCUGACAUGAUGCUUAAAAAUGCUUGUGGGAACCUCUCUCCUGGAGGAUAUUUCAUUGGAACAACUCCAAAUAGCUUUGAACUUGUAAAGCGUCUGGAAGCUUCUGAAACAAAUUCAUUUGGGAAUGAGGUGUAUAAUGUUAAAUUUGAAAAGAAGGGAGAAUAUCCCUUGUUUGGCUGCAAGUAUGAUUUCCACUUAGAAGAAGUGGUUGAUGUUCCCGAGUUCUUGGUUUAUUUUCCAUUACUGGAAGAAAUGGCAAAGAAGCAUGGCAUGAAACUAGUCUAUAAAAUGACAUUUCGGGAAUUCUAUGAAGAAAAAAUAAAGAACGAAGAGCAUAAAAUGCUGCUAAGAAGAAUGCAGGCUUUGGAGCCAUAUUCUGCAUUUGGUGACUCCAGGCUUGUUUCUGAUAAACCUGAUGAUUAUGAGCAUGCAAAAGAGUUCAUCAGAGAUGGCAAGGCAAAGUUACCAUUGGGAACCUUGAGUAAAUCUGAAUGGGAAGCAACAAGUAUUUACUUGGUAUUUGCAUUUGAGAAGCAACAGUGAAACUUGAUGUAAUGAAUGCAGCAAGAAGAGAUCAUACCCGUGUGCAAGUUGGAAUGGUCAGAAAUCCAUUGUGGCAACUAUUUUUUUAUUUUUUAUUUUUUAAUUAUCAGAAGUGUGCAGGACACUACCAAAAACUAGAGCAAGCUCAUGAUUCUGAAUUACAUUGCCUGUCUGUGACAGAUGGACUUGUGUGUGUAUAUAUAAGAAAGAUUCCGAACCAGUCUUUUGAAACAUUUGUAAGCGGUCUGCAUGCUCUCAAAACUCAUGUUUAAACUUGACACAACUUUAUGUUAGAAAAAAUGUUUUGUUAGUAGAAAUAUGUUUGUGAUUACAAGCCUGACCCUGCACUUUGUGAAGUUGAUGGAAAAAGGACUGCUGAUAUUGGUAGUGCAGAAUGAGGGCCUAAAAAUUGUAGUGCAGAGCUCAAUUAAUUACUGAGAUACAUUCAAACAUAUAGGGUAUGUCUACAUUGCAUGCAGAGCUAAGUAGCAAUACCUGAUUCAUUUUGAGUACCUCUGUGCUGCUGUACUCAAGCCUGCAGUGUAAAUCUACCUUAGUGUGGUAUUCAAGAUUUAGUUUGCGUGGGUAGGUCCCAUGAUGUUCUUGUUUUUCGUGCUUGCUGAUAUGUAGUGUCAGUUGAUGGUGCUUUCAAGAUUAAAUGAGUUUGUUCUGAACAGAACUGCCCUGAAAGAACUGAAUUUCUAAAGUUUUAAACCUUUACAUUGUUUUUCCGAGUAUGACUAUGUGGUGAUCAAUAACAGCUGCUGAACUUAAUUACUAAUAAUUUUCUAUUGUAUUAAAGACUGUUCUGACUUUUUAGUAGUUUUAAUGUCUCCUGAAACUUCCUAGACAAAUCUUAGGAUGUGUUUUUUACUUGUUACAUAAAAUUCCAAAGGGAUCGGCAGAAGGGUGAGCUAUUAGUGACGAUGGGGACCUCACUACAGUCUUUAAGGCAUCAGGAACAUCAUCACAUGAUGCUUUUUAGAUCAUAAUCUAAAAGGGGAGUCUGUGUUACGUUUGAGGAGACUUGAAGUUCACUCUGGGAGGGAGGGCUUUGUAUGUGUGAACACACCCCAGUGCAUGUGGACAGCAAAUCCCUAAUUAGAGCCAAGUAAUUUAUUUGGGAGUGUAAUCUGAUGAUACCUACAGGCAGAACAGUUCCUAACCUGUUUUAAAGGUGGCCUAGAAAUUUCUGACAUGGUGUUUGCUGUGCUUUUAAUGUGCCAACCACUACUUGAAGGCCUGAGUACUUCAUAUUUUCCCUCUCUUCUUGGGCUUACGGCAGCUGUUUCCUGCUGUUGCUUAGCAUAGUUUACACAGAGAUGAAAUAAUGAAAUGUUGAUGAGUAUUUUGAAAAGCUAUGCUAAGCCUUGGAAAUAACAUGUCUGUUACAGAGUUAAAUGUUCAGAUGAUUUGAGUCUGUAGUUGUAUUACCUUUCCUCUGUAGUUAGGUCAUUAUCUUUGCUCCAUGACUCCUGAUUAUUUUUGUUGUUGUUGUUGUUGUAUAGAAGAACACCUAAACCCUUCACCAAAGCAAUAGAAUCACAGUCCUGCUGUUUAAAUUAAGAAAACAACAGUCUUGUCUGCUAGAAUCAGUACUCAUUAAACCAGCUGGAAAAUGCCAACACUAUAGAAGCACUGCCACGUUUCAUUGAAAUUUGUGUGUGUCAAAGCUAGUUUUGUUAGUUUUCUUGUAUCAAGUUUCAUUCAAGUACAUUGUUAUGCUAUUUUUGGAAGAAGUCAGAACAAUAAAAAGCAGGGAAAUACA
Messenger RNA from Calypte anna (Anna's hummingbird), 3131 nucleotides. RefSeq names its product RNA guanine-7 methyltransferase (gene RNMT). Gene Ontology annotation, molecular function: mRNA 5'-cap (guanine-N7-)-methyltransferase activity. Gene Ontology annotation, biological process: 7-methylguanosine mRNA capping. The record is from RefSeq and is a predicted model, not a curated record. The transcript is spliced from 11 exons. Gene Ontology annotation, cellular component: nucleus. The coding region runs from base 80 to 1363 and encodes 427 amino acids. Lineage: Eukaryota; Metazoa; Chordata; Aves; Apodiformes; Trochilidae.